Molecule: messenger RNA, 2164 nt
Organism: Ooceraea biroi (clonal raider ant)
Lineage: Eukaryota; Metazoa; Arthropoda; Insecta; Hymenoptera; Formicidae
Gene: CCT7
Product: chaperonin containing TCP1 subunit 7
Biological process (GO): protein folding
Molecular function (GO): ATP hydrolysis activity; ATP binding; ATP-dependent protein folding chaperone
Source: RefSeq, a predicted model, not a curated record
CUUUAUUUCGCUUUUAUUUCGAUCUGCUUUCUCUGAUUUGUGUCAUAUUAUUGCGAUAGAGAAUGUUUCACGAUAUGUAGUAACGAGUAGAUCCUUUCAAUUCGAACGUUUCCGCGAGUCAUGAUAGUGUUAUGCUUUCAGCUCCCAAUCUUAUAACCUUAUAAGGAAACUCAUUUCGGCACGCAUACGAACACGACUUUUAUUCGACUUUGUGUAUAUUUAUAUUCUUGUAGUCACGUAGCUAAUUCCGCUCCUCGUUUGUUUACUGUCGAUUUCUCUCGGAUGUCGCGAUUGUCGAGUAUUUCGAUUCACGAGAAACAUUGCAAACGUCAAAAAUGGGAAGAUACUCUAGGCAGCCACAAAUAAUCCUGUUGAAAGAGGGCACGGAUGCGUCCCAGGGAAAGCCGCAAGUGAUAUCUAAUAUAAAUGCAUGUCAGAUUGUUGUGGACGCUGUUAGGACCACCCUAGGUCCUCGUGGCAUGGACAAGCUUAUAGUCGAUCAGCAUGGAAAGAGUACCAUAUCCAACGAUGGUGCUACCAUCCUGAAAUUGUUGGACAUCAUUCAUCCAGCUGCAAAGAUCUUGGUGGAUAUUGCAAAAUCACAAGAUGCAGAGGUAGGAGAUGGCACGACCAGUGUUGUUCUAUUGGCAGGAGAAUUCUUGAAACAGAUGAAGUCGUUUAUCGAGGAGGGCGUGCAUUCACGUAUAAUUAUCAAGGCCCUUCGUCGUGCGCUUCAGAUAGCAGUAGAUAAAAUUAAUGAACUAAGCAUCAAGAUAGACAAAAGCAGCAGGAGCAAGCAGAUUGAAUUUCUGGAAGAAUGCGCGGCCACGUCCAUGAGUUCCAAGUUAAUACAUCAACAAAAGGAGCACUUCAGUCAGUUAGUCGUUAAAGCUGUCAUGAUGUUGGACGAUUUGCUUCCUCUUAACAUGAUCGGCAUAAAAAAAGUAGCUGGAGGCGCGCUGGAAGAUUCGGAGCUGAUCCAAGGAGUGGCCUUUAAAAAGACGUUCUCGUAUGCCGGAUUCGAGAUGCAACCGAAAACGUAUGAGCAGUGCAAGAUCGCGUUGCUCAACAUCGAGUUGGAGUUGAAGGCUGAACGCGACAAUGCGGAGGUGCGCGUGGAUAACGUCGCGGAAUACCAGAAGGUCGUGGAUGCGGAAUGGCAGAUUCUUUACGAUAAACUCGACCAGAUUCACAAGAGCGGCGCAAAGGUGGUGCUGUCCAUGCUGCCGAUUGGCGACGUAGCGACACAGUACUUCGCCGACAGGGACAUGUUCUGCGCCGGUAGGGUGCCCGACGAGGAUCUCAAGAGAACGAUGAAAGCGUGCGGUGGAGCGAUCUUAACAACGGUGCACGAUAUUAAGGACUCCGAUCUCGGCAGAUGCCAGAUCUUCGAGGAGAAGCAAAUUGGCGGCGAAAGGUUCAACGUCUUCUACGAGUGUUCGCGGGCGAGAACGUGUACGUUCAUCCUGCGCGGCGGCGCGGAGCAGUUCUUGGAAGAGACGGAGAGAUCCCUUCAUGACGCCAUCAUGGUCGUCAGACGCAUGGUAAAGAAUGACACGGUAGUCGCUGGCGGUGGCGCUAUCGAGAUGGAACUGUCAAAGACUCUACGCGAUUAUUCCCGUACUAUCGCUGGCAAGGAGCAGCUCUUGAUAGGAGCGAUAGCGAGAGCUCUCGAGGUCAUUCCGAGGCAACUCUGUGACAACGCUGGAUUUGACGCAACGAAUAUCCUGAACAAGUUGCGCCAGAAACACCACAAGGGUCUGCGCUGGUAUGGCGUCGACAUCAAUUCCGAGGACAUCGCCGAUAACAUGCAGUUCUGUGUCUGGGAGCCGGCCAUAGUGAAGAUCAACGCGCUGACCGCCGCAACGGAGGCCGCGUGUCUCAUUCUGUCUGUCGACGAAACUAUCAAGAAUCCCAGGAGCAGCCAGGAUGCUCCGCAGCCGCCGAUGGGUCGCGGCAUGGGCAGACCUAUGUAAUCUAUCUGUCUACUCACUCUUGAAUUAGACUUAGAAAGAAAAAAAAAAAGAAGAAAGCUAACAUGAUAAAAUGAAAGCCCAGCUUAUACUUCUCACGCUCGUCAUAUUUUGUAUAUGCCAAUAUUUAUAAUGUAUGACAGGUGUGCGCCACCUGCGUUCAGAAUAAAAAUUUGUGUCAUUCUUGGUUA